Messenger RNA from Plasmodium gaboni, 2097 nucleotides. RefSeq names its product putative membrane protein. The record is from RefSeq and is a predicted model, not a curated record. The coding region runs from base 1 to 2097 and encodes 698 amino acids. NCBI's taxonomy places the organism in Eukaryota, Apicomplexa, Aconoidasida, Haemosporida, Plasmodiidae. The transcript has a single exon.
AUGAAUGAAAAUCUUAUUCAUAAAAAUUUAGUAAACAGGAUUUUAAAUAAAGAUGAUAACAAUAAAGUAAUGGGUGAUAAGUCAUCAUGUGUAGAUGGAGAGAAAGAAAAUGAAGAAGAGAAUGAGAAAAAAGAAAAUGAAAUGAGCAAAGAUAAAAUACAAAUUAGCUAUAAGAGUAUUUUUUUAUUUCAGAUAUUUUUAUUUUUGAUAUAUUUUUUAGUAUUACUUAUUGGAUCUUUUAAUUUUUCUUUUAAACUUUUCCAAGUUAGAGAAAAACAUUUAUAUGAAUUUUUAAAUAAUAUUAAGAGCGUACCAUGUUAUAAUUCUUUUUAUAUUAAGAAAGGACCAAAGGAUAAUAAACAUAAUAAUAAUAAUAAUAUAAAUGAAGCAAGAAAGAAAAGAAAUAUUGUAUAUAAGAAUACAGACAACUUAGUACAUACUCAUGAUAAGAUUCCAAAUAUAAAUUUCAAAUAUUAUUUUACAAGAGGCAAACAUUAUAAAAUUGAGAAUAAUGAAAUGAAAGAAGAAAAUAAUAAAGAAAUAAAAAUGUUUAUAUGUCUAAAUAAAAAACAAAAACUGUAUAAUAAUGAUAUAAAAGAAGUAUUAUUAAAAUGGAAAACAUAUGUACAUAAAUUUCUUCAUUUUUGUUUAAAUGAAAUUAAAAAUGCAUUUUUUAAAAAAGAAAAUAAAACAACUAUACAAAAUAAUAUGAAAAAUUAUAUAAUAGAUAAUUAUAAAAAUAAUCAGGAUAUUGAAGUUUAUAAAUAUUUAUAUUAUAACUUUUUAUUAAAUAAAAAUACAUCUUAUAAAAAUUAUUAUGUAAAUAUGGAACAUAUAUUUUAUAUGUAUAUUAAUAAUAUUUGUUAUUAUCAUGAUUUUAAUUAUAUUCAAACAAUUAUAAGUCAUAAUACAUCUAAUACAACAACAUUCAUAAAUAUAGACAAAAAUAUUAUGGAUGAUAUUUUAAUAGAAAAUAAUAAAAAAGAUAUUACUUUAUUAAUAAAUCAUAUCAAUACUUAUUUAAAUGACGAUAUAUUUCAUGAACUUUUAAAUACAUUAUAUUUUAAGAUAUGUAAUAAACCAAAUUUAAUUAAUUAUCUUAAAAAGAAUCAGAAAGAUAAUAAUACAUUAUUAAAUAUGGAUAGUAAUUCAUCUGAACAAAAUCAUUAUAAUAAUUUUCAUAAUAUAAAUUAUUUUAAAUAUUAUACAUUAUAUAAUAAUAUACAAGACAUAAAAAAUAAUACUAAUCAUUUUCAUAAAUUUAUAAACAGAAUACAAACAAAUAUUAGAACAGUACAAGUAUUAAAAGGAUUAAAUAAAUGUAUAAAAAAAUAUAUAAGGAAUUUAAUAAAAAUACCUUUUUAUUUUUUUAUGGAUGAUUUUUAUGAUACACCUUGUUAUGUAUACAGCAAAUUGAUUAGUAAUUUAUUAAGAAAUUAUUAUAAGGGAAUUUUUUUAUAUUUUAUUAUUUUUAUUGGAUUUGUUCAUGUAGUAUUCUCUCCAUUCCCAAUAACGCUAGUACAUUUUAGAAGAUUUUUUAUUUAUCUUAUAAUAAUAAUCUAUCGUUUAUUUAUCUUAUAUUUUAUACCCUCUAUAAUUCAAUAUGUAAUUUAUAAAUUUCAUAAUUUUAAAGAAGAAUAUAUACAUAUUUUUGAUUAUUCAGAUCAUGUCAUUUUAUUCUGUACAUUACUAUUUAUUAUUUCCCUUGAAAUCAAAGCUAUUGAAUAUACAAUCAAACAUCAAGAAUCCAGUUCAGAUCAUUUUCAUUUUAAAUAUAACAGAAAUUUCUGUUUCUUCUUUUUAAAAUUCAUUUUGUAUUAUUAUUAUAUUCUUAUAUCCUUUUUUCUAUAUACUAGUUAUUUUACUUCUAAAUUCUUUCAUACAACAAAUGAAAUAUUUGUUGCCUAUUUCUUUUCAACUUUUUCUAUCUUUUUCUUCUUUUAUUUUUUCUUAUAUAAAAAUUAUUUCAGCUUUUAUAGUAUUGGAAUAACUUCUUAUAUGAAAAAAAAUAAUACUGCUCCUUCUAAUGUCUUCCACACACCUUCUUGUUUAUCAAUUACUGGAAAGUCUUUAAAAGAUAAAUUUAACAUCGAAUAA